Messenger RNA from Daphnia pulicaria, 2165 nucleotides. RefSeq names its product disks large-associated protein 5-like. Lineage: Eukaryota; Metazoa; Arthropoda; Branchiopoda; Diplostraca; Daphniidae. Gene Ontology annotation, cellular component: spindle pole centrosome; nucleus; cytoplasm. The transcript is spliced from 7 exons. Gene Ontology annotation, molecular function: microtubule binding. Gene Ontology annotation, biological process: chromosome segregation; centrosome localization; regulation of mitotic cell cycle. The coding region runs from base 163 to 2022 and encodes 619 amino acids. The record is from RefSeq and is a predicted model, not a curated record.
UCUUUCAAUUAUUGCCAUUGCCAGUCUCUGUUUGGCUGUUUGCAACCGACUAUCAAAGUCGAGUUAUCGUUCCCUUUCGUUUUCAUAUUUUAUCUUUGGAAAAUCUGAUAGUUUUACUACCGAAAAGAUUGCCGUCAGCUUUUAUUAACUCUUUUACGCAUCAUGAGUACUAGAAAUGCUGUUUACAAAAUGUCAGGCCUGAAGUUUGCCAGCUCAGCCAAAGCCAGAGCUCAACGAAUUGAUGAGCAAAACGGCAAACGUCGAACUGCUAGGCAAGCAAAGAAUGAUGCAAAGAGGGGAGGGCUUACUGAAAUUGAUCCAAAUAUUUUGAAGGGUGAUCCUAACACAAAUGCUAAAGAUUCAGUUGUGCCUGCUCCAAUUCAAGAUCAAAAGUUGCAAGAUAAAUUAAAGUUAGAAGAUAGGUUGGCAAGAUUGAAAUUAUGGCGUGAAAAAAAGACAGCAACAGAAGAAAAGGCCAGAGCCAAUAAAAGAGCACCUUUUCUUGUACCAGGAGUGACAAGAACUACUAAAGUGGUUGAAGCGGCUCCUUCAACUACUACAAAACAACCUAGCAAUAGAGUGACUAGAUCUCAGACUAAGAAGUUUGUUGAAACUGGGACUGUCACAAAGAAUUCAACUUUGCCGUUGAAAAAGGAAACAAAAAAUUCUAAGAAAGAAAAUGAAUCAUUUGCACCCCAAGGAUUUGUGUUCACUGCUCCUAAAGAACUAGCAGUGAAAGAUAUUGAGUUUCAAGAUUCAGUUCCUGUACAGAGUACAGAUUCUAAUCUUCCUUCCCGAACACCAAAGAGAACAUCUAUUGGUGCUGAAAAUGAAGAAAUCAAAAUAUCUCCACUCGUGUUUCAUCAUCCAUGGAUUUCAACAACUAGAGGCUCUUCAUCCAAAAAACAAAGAAUGAGUCUAGAAACAGCUUCAAAUGAAGAUUCUCUAUCAUCUCCUGUUCUGAAAAAGAGAUCGACCAGAAAAUCUGUUAUAGAACUCAGCAAUCCAGAUGCUCUACGCUUUAGAGCUUUGAUGGCAAGUGAAGGGAGUCGUCUAACAGAUCUCUGCAAUAGCUAUGACGAGCUUCUUUCCAGUGAUGAGAUACCAGAAGAGGAAAGUGGUGCUGUUCGCACCGUCAUUGGUCAAGCCCAUCUUCUGCAACGUGAGCGCUUUACACAAUUUGCAGGUCUUGUUAAUGACUUCGAAAACAAAACUGGGGAAAAGGAGAUAACUCCAACGGAUUUAGAAGGAUUUUGGGAGAUGAUUUAUCUUCAGGUUUCAGAUGUGGACAAGAAAUUUGCUGAUUUGGCGAAAUUGAAAGAAAAUUCUUGGGUCCGUAGUGAAGAUACACCUGAAGUGAACAAAAAAACUGACCGGAAAGCUGGGAACAAAAAGAAAGCGCCCGUGGUACAACGUCCAGUUAAAUCGAACAUGCGUGCUCUUAUCGCUGCUGCACGAAAAAAACAACUCGCAGAAAAGGGUUCUGGGUCUCCUUCAGUAAAAAGAAGUUCACUGAUAAUGUCUCCUGUAAGAACACCCGGCAAACGGCAAUCUCUAAGACGAUCGGUAUUACUUAACUCGGCCAAGAAGCCUGUGUUCAUCGUUACAGAUAUUGCUCCUGCUAAUCCCGAAGAACCAGCCGAAUUUACUCCUGGUCACAAGAAAACAUUUGGCCGUCAAGUUGAGAAUGCUGUCGAGUCCACAAGCCCAGAAAAGCAUUUGUCUGGAGCAGUUGACGCAGUAAAAAGCGAAACUGAAUGUCUUGAUCGCGUGACGCCACUGAAAGUUUUCCUAUCUCCCCGUGAAAGCUUACGUAGAAAUAUUCAAUCAAAAGACUUACAUUUGGUCGAUUUGGAUAACGACGAACCUGCUGUUCAAGAGAUUGCUACCCCACGUCGUAGCACUAGGCUUCGUGGUCUCAACAAUAGCCCUGUUGUACCAACAGCAGGUCGAGUCAGCCUUCUUUCUGGUACCUCCGUUUCUCCCGUUAUUCCUAGCGAGAAUUUAAUUUCUUUGGAUUAAUCAAUUUUUUUAAAUUACUGAAUGUGUCGAAUCUUUGUAAAGUGUAUUUUGCUUCUUUUCAUUCCUUCAUAAAUAAGGUUAGCGUGCGCCUUAGUAAUGUGUCAAGUUUGCUGGACGAAUAUAAAUUGCAAUCAGUGAGAAAA